GACUGGGGACGAAAGAUGGCGGCGGGAGCGCUGCUUCUGGGGCUCCUGUUCCCCGCCUGCCUGGCCAGCGCCGUCGGGAGCCUGAACUUGGAGGAGCUGAGCGAGAUGCGCUAUGGCAUCCAGAUCCUGCCGCUGCCUGUCCUGGGAGGGCAGAGCCCGGCUUCCGACGUGGUGAUCGUCUCCUCCAAGUACAAGCAGCGCUACGAGUGUCGCCUACCAGCUGGAGCCAUUCACUUCCAGCGUGAAAGGGAGGAGGAGUCACCUGCUUACCAAGGGCCUGGUAUCCCUGAGUUGUUGAACCCCAUGAGCGAUGCUCCCUGCCUGCUGAAGACCAAGGACUGGUGGACAUACGAAUUCUGUUAUGGACGGCACAUCCAGCAGUACCAUAUGGAAGAUUCAGAGAUCAAGGGUGACAUCCUCUAUCUGGGCUACUACCAAUCGGCUUUCGACUGGGAUGAUGAAACAGCCAAGGCCUCCAAGCAGCACCGCAUGAAACGCUACCACAGCCAAACCUACGGCAAUGGGUCCAAGUGUGACCUCAAUGGGAGACCUCGGGAAGCUGAGGUUCGGUUCCUCUGCGACGAAAGCGCAGGUAUUUCUGGGGACUACAUCGAUCGUGUGGACGAGCCCUUGUCAUGCUCUUACGUGCUGACCAUUCGGACUCCGCGGCUCUGCCCACAUCCCCUCCUCCGGCCCCCGACCAGUGCUGCGCCACAGGCCAUUCUGUGCCAUCCAGCCCUGCAGCCGGACGAGUACACGGCCUACCUUCAGAGGCAAGCCGAUUCCAAGAAGUUGGAAGGUAAAAUCGCAGAGGAGGCACAAGACACAGACCCACAAAUACGGAGUGAGACCAAGCCCGGGGUGGGGCACCCGGAGAAAGCAGGUGUCAGCACAGCCGAGGAGGCCAGUAAGGAGUCAGAGUUCUGGAAGAUGCUUCAUGAGCCGGAGGACCAGGCUGCAAGAGGGGAGGAGGUGCAGGCAGGGGAGCAGGACCUGAACCUCGAAGCUGCAGUAGACCCAGCUCCCCACCCUCCCGACGAUUUUCAGAACAAUGUGCAGGUCAAAGUCAUUCGGAGUCCUGCAGAUUUGAUUCGACUGAUAGAGGAGAUGAAAAUUGGAACAAAGAAGGAGAAGCCAAGCACAGGCCAAGAACAGUCUGUAGAUGAUGCCGUGGAAGCCCCUCAAAGGGAUGCAGAGGGGAAGGAAAAGGGUGAUGCCCCUCCGAGUGCAGUGGAGGAGGAGGAGGACAAUGAUGAGGAUGAAGAUGAAGACGAGGAUGAGCGGCAGUUACUGGGAGAGUUUGAGAAGGAGCUGGAGGGGAUUCUGCUCCCCUCAGACCGUGACAAGCUCCGUUCAGAGGUGAAGGCUGGCAUGGAGCGGGAACUGGAGAACAUCAUCCAGGAGACAGACAAGGAGCUGCACCCAGAUGGGCUGAAGAAGGAGUCAGAGCGUGAACGGGCAAUAUUGGCUCUGACAUCCACUCUUAACAAACUCAUCAAGAGACUGGAGGAGAACCAGAAUCCAGAGCUGGUGAAGAAGUACAAGAAAAAGAGGGUUGUCCCCCAAAAGCCUCCCCCGUCACCGCGCCCUGCAGAGGAGGAUCCUGAGCACAGAGUCCGGGUCCGGGUCACCAAGCUCCGUCACGGAGGCCCCAAUCAGGAUCUGACUGUCCUCGAGAUGAAACGGGAAAACCCACAGCUGAAACAAAUCGAGGGGCUGGUGAAAGACGUGCUGGAGAGGGAGGGACUCACGGCCGAAGGCAAGAUUGAGAUCAAAAUUGUACGUCCUGGGGCUGAUGGGACUGAGGAGGACACACGCUGGCUGACUGAUGAGGACACAAAGAGCCUCAAGGAAAUCUUCUUCAACAUCUUGGUGCAGGGAGCGGAAGAGGCCCACAAAGAGCGCCAGCGGCAGAAGGAGCUGGAGAGCAACUACCGCCGGGUGUGGGGCUCUCCAGGUGGCGAGGGCACUGGGGACAUGGAUGAGUUUGACUUCUGAAACCAGCACUGCCACUUCCUCCAAGGGCUCCAGCAUCUUUUGGACUUGCCCUGCCUCCUCUUCCUCCUCCCUCCCCACCCUGGGGCCUUGGAGACCAAACAGCAGAUUGGAGCUAAACUGUGGACUACGGACCCUGCUGGGAGGUGUGGGAGGCCCAGGUGAGGCUGCUGCGGCUGGGCUGCCCGGAGCCACCCUUCAUACCUCACCGAGCCUGCGGGGCCUGGGCUCCCAGGCUCUUCCCACAUGCCCUUCCCUUCCUCCUCAGCUUCCCUUGUUGUUUCCUAAUUUGUUGGUUCUUCCCUCGUCCUACCCAGAGACUCAGAGCGGGGCAGGGGCAACAGAAAGAGCAAAGCAUUUAGCAGACUCCCAGAGAGCAGACUGGCCACCCCGCCCUGUUGCCAAUCACAGUCUCUUGCCCUUCCCUUGGAUUUUCUUCUCCCUUCCUGCUCCCACUGCCCCGUACGUCUGUGCUUCUGAGUCAGGAGUCUUUACCUCUUCACUGAGGGAGUGGAAGGCCAUUGGACAUCACCUCAGACACAAUCCCAGCAAAAAGAGUGGGAGGCGAAAGCACCCACCGUGUUCUUCAACAAUCGGGUUUUUAAAUAAAGAACUGGACCAUCA
Jaculus jaculus (lesser Egyptian jerboa) is the source of this 2619-nucleotide messenger RNA. RefSeq names its product OS9 endoplasmic reticulum lectin (gene Os9). Gene Ontology annotation, biological process: retrograde protein transport, ER to cytosol; endoplasmic reticulum unfolded protein response. Gene Ontology annotation, cellular component: endoplasmic reticulum lumen. NCBI's taxonomy places the organism in Eukaryota, Metazoa, Chordata, Mammalia, Rodentia, Dipodidae. The transcript has 15 exons. The record is from RefSeq and is a predicted model, not a curated record. The coding region runs from base 16 to 1998 and encodes 660 amino acids.